AUUGUAAUAAGUUAAAUGUUUGUCCUUUCUUUGGUAAAAUCCAUCCGGACAGUUUGUUCUGCUAAAAUAUUAAGAAGGUUUUUGAUACUUUUUAUAGUGUGAAGUGUGUAUACUUAGCAGUUUUUAUAAUCAACUGGCAUAAUUUGAAAAUCUUCUGAAAUCAUAAAUUCCACUAUCCCAAAUUAAUUUUAAUUUAGAAGUGUGAUAGUAUCUAAUACUGUGCAAAAUUUUAAAUAGAGGUAGGCAUUGAAAUAAUGGGUUAUUCAUAGGUUAUUCAUUGCAUGAUGUUAAUACAAAUGUUAAAACCUGUUUGCUCAUAUAAAAUUAUAUAUUAAUGUACAUUGUGUAAAAUCUAACUUGUUGAUAAACAUUUUUUGUAAUGCAACAUUUGAUAGCUCUAUUACUGAGUACAUUACUUAGCUCCCAGGUUUUUGUUUAAAGGAUCUUAUGAUUGUUGUUGAUAUGUGCUGAUGUGGGUGCCAUUUUAAGUUGGUGUGCAGUGAAACUAUACCAUUGCAUUGGUGGCAUGGGUUUCAUUAGCUGAGCAUACUGAAGAUGAUUGCCCCCUCUCCCCUAUCUCUGCAUUUUCUCACUGUCUGUUCGGGAGCAUUGCGAGACCCUCCAGUACAGGUUUUGGGGGGAGUUGCAGGAAGGAGGAAGAGAGAAGGGAAGGUUCAUUGGACAAACAGAAUUUUGUUGUGUUACAUUUGGAAUCCACCCUUAUGCACUUGAUGCAUUAAUUUAUAUUAAUAUGGAGUUCAGCAAAUCUUUGAGCAUGCUUUGAGGAAAGAUUUGUGCAUAUGUGGAUUUUCCGAAGAAUAGUUAAUGAUGGGUCAUACCUGAAUAUUUUUAUUUGAACAUAUUGUAAUGUUUAGGUAUAUUUGUGAGACAGAUUAGCAGUAUAUACACAGCAGUAUAAUAUUCUAUAAACCAGUACACAAUUAUUGAAAAACUUUUUUAUUGUGUGCUGAAAUAUACAUUGUACUGCCCAGUAGCAAUAUAGUUUUGUAGUUACCAUGCAUAUGUAAUAAACUGUUUUUCUUGUUACAGAAGCACUUUAAAUACCAGUAAAUGGUGCUAAGGGAGGAUCUAAGAAUAUAUUUUUCUCUAACAAUUAUCAAGGAAAAAUACUUUGCGAAUGGGAUGAAUAUACAAACAGUGACUGCCUGCAGCAGCUUCCCGACUCUCAGUAACUAGCUGGAGCUCUUAACUAGUGAUGUUUCAAUUUCUGCUUUAUCCCAUUUGAGUUUGCCUGUCUUGACUGGGGAAAGAAUUUCAAAGUGGAGUACCAUAAACUUGAUAUGGAUAGCAAAAAGAAAGACAAGGACAAACCAGAUGAUAGAAUGGCAAGGCCUAGUGGGCGAUCAAGUCAUAAUCCGCGAGGCAGCGGCUCUUCGAACUCUGGAGUGUUAAUGGUUGGACCUAAUUUCAGAGUUGGAAAAAAAAUUGGAUGUGGUAAUUUUGGAGAGCUACGAUUAGGAAAAAAUUUGUAUACAAAUGAAUACGUGGCAAUUAAGCUGGAGCCAAUGAAGUCAAGAGCACCACAGCUACACUUGGAAUACAGAUUCUACAAGCAACUAGGAUCUGGAGAUGGAAUACCUCAGGUUUACUAUUUUGGCCCUUGUGGCAAGUAUAAUGCCAUGGUGCUAGAACUACUGGGACCUAGUUUGGAAGACUUGUUUGACUUGUGUGAUAGGACAUUUUCUCUGAAAACUGUUCUUAUGAUAGCCAUACAAUUGAUUUCUCGAAUGGAGUAUGUUCAUUCAAAGAACUUAAUAUACAGAGAUGUAAAACCUGAAAACUUCUUAAUAGGACGACCAGGAAAUAAAACUCAACAAAUUAUUCAUAUUAUAGAUUUUGGUUUGGCAAAAGAAUAUAUAGAUCCAGAGACAAAGAAGCACAUACCAUACCGAGAACAUAAAAGCCUUACAGGAACUGCUAGAUACAUGAGUAUAAAUACACAUUUAGGAAAAGAACAAAGUAGAAGAGAUGAUUUGGAAGCUUUAGGUCAUAUGUUCAUGUAUUUUUUACGAGGCAGCCUUCCAUGGCAGGGCUUAAAGGCAGAUACAUUGAAAGAACGGUAUCAGAAAAUUGGAGACACAAAGAGAGCAACUCCCAUAGAAGUACUGUGUGAAAACUUCCCAGAGGAAAUGGCUACAUAUCUUCGUUAUGUGAGAAGACUAGAUUUUUUUGAAAAACCAGACUAUGACUACUUAAGAAAGCUCUUUACAGACCUGUUUGAUCGAAAGGGCUAUUUGUUUGAUUAUGAGUAUGACUGGAUUGGUAAACAGCUGCCUACUCCAGUGGGCUCAAUCCAUUCAGAUCCUGCGAUAACUUCCAACAGAGAAGCACAUCCACACAGAGAUAAAAUGCAACAGUCCAAAAAUCAGUCGACAGACCACAGGGCAGCUUGGGACCCCCAUCAGGCCAAUCCCCAUCACUUGAGAGCUCACCUAGCAGCUGACAGACAUGGUGGCUCGGUACAGGUUGUAAGUUCAACAAAUGGAGAACUCAACACUGAUGAUCCUACUGCUGGGCGUUCAAAUGCACCUAUCACAGCCCCUACAGAAGUAGAAGUAAUGGAUGAAACUAACUGCCAGAAAGUGUUGAACAUGUGGUGCUGCUGUUUUUUCAAGCGGAGGAAAAGGAAAACCAUUCAGCGUCACAAAUGACUUUGGAAGAAGGCAGAUCAUGGGGAAUUACUUACGUGUUCAUCUGCUAUAUCGUGAUUAAUCAUCUCUCUAGUGACCACACAUUUUCCGACAACCCACUUUCAAUGAGAAGGUCCUCCUAGUAGCUUUGUUUUGGUGGUUCAACAUACCUUAGUUUGGAUCAUCACUUCUGGAAGCUUUAAAGCUGUGUCAACAUGAGUACUUAUCUGACCACUGACAUACUGGACCAAUGGGGAAAAAAUGCUGCUCUUUGCUCAGCAGGACUAAACUGUUCUAGAAAACAUUAGCAAUGAUUAGCUAAAGACCAGAUAUUUCAUAAACCUGGCAUGUGCUGAGGUUUUUGUGAUGCUGUACUGAAAGCAGUUGAUUUUUGAGAGAACAAUGGAAAUGAAAACAACAGGACCCAAGCAUUUAAAAUAUGUCUUGCUUUAAGAUUUCUUUUGUCAGUAAUAUCUAAGCUGUUUCCUUCCCCCAUCAUUGCUUUGAUGGUACUACAUUUUGCAAAUUGUUACCAUUAAAUCCUAUCAAAGAAUAUGGUACAGUCACUGCCCAGUGGUACUAAGGCAGAAGCAAGAGGAGGAGUCAUCUGAUGACAAAAGCCUAAAUGCUGUGGUUUAUAGGAGAGAGAGUGAAUCACUGUCAGUAAAAUCUGGGUUUCACAAUCUGCUUUUGUUGUGCCUCUACUUGAGAUGCGGUGUAGUAGAAGUGGUAAUAGUGCUUGUACAGAAAUACAAAAUGUAUGUAUAAUGCAAGUUGUGCUUCCAGUUAUGUACAACACCAGUGCUGAAACUUCAACAGAGGGAAGCUUCAGGGUUAUUAAAACACACUACAAGGAAAUAAAGGUGAUCACUGAUUAGUAAAUUGGGUAAUGAAUCUGAAAAUGUUCAUCAAAAGCUAUUGCUGAAUGACCACUUUAAAAGUGAAGAUCUGGAUGUGCCAUGUAACAAAUAUAGAACUUUUUGUAAAUUAUUUUGCUAUUUGAUUUAAGAAAAGAUGUGGAAAUGGUUGGAUGUAAUGCUGCCUUUAAUGAAUGCUAGCCUGUAGUUCCUGAUUGCUGCUGGGGUUUCUGGAAGUUUGAUGCUUUGAUAAAAUAUUGUUAACACUACAACUAAAAUACAGUUGAUAGGAUUCGACAGGUACUUUCCCCAUUGCUCCUUGAAGUGCCUGUAUUAUGAACAAAUUGUUCAGUAGAAAAGGCAGCCCUUUUUCUUUUCUUUUCUCUUCUCUUUACUUUUCUCUUUGCUUCCCAGAUUUCUUCAUUUAAAGCCAUAAUGACAGAGGUGUGCUUUUGUCAUGUUUAGCUGUCAGCUUCAGUAAAGGAAAGAAAUGGCUAAACAGAUGUAUUGACCAAAACUCAAAUUGUGUAUGUAUGCUUUUAAAAAAGAGCAUCCUAGAGCUAAUUUUUAAUAACUUUUGUCUAUCAGUGCAUGCCUUUUGGCAUACUUAUUUAUUUUAAUAUCUUGUGGUAACAUUCAAAAUGUGUAUUAAAAUUGAUAAAUGCACACCUUUUGAAUUCAUUAUUGCAUUUACAGGGAUUAUUUAGUAAUUUAUUUUUUUCUUACCAGCCAAAAGUGCAGUGCAUUGUCUUGAAAUAGGUGCACACAUUGUGCAGAUCUGGUCAUUGUUAGUCACUGUUGCUGAUAAUGAAUUUAGUAAAUGCUUGAUCUAAAAGCUUGAACUUGGCCUAUAAAAAGCAUAGACUAUAUGACAGUCAAAAAUUUUACUCUUCCUGUUUGUAUCAUUAAUAAUGUCUUAAAAGUCUCAAGGACACUGAUCUUUAUUUUAUUUUUAUUUUAUCUUUUGAGGUGAGAGGAUAGGUGGUUAACAUGGCCAUCCUAAUGUGAACACUUCCUUUGCAGUAUUUGACCAAAUUUCUUUGUUCAUGAUAUUUGUAAAUACAUUCAGUAUCUUUCCUAUUAUGCAGCUGUUCAGGUUUAUUCUCAAGGGUUUCUUUGGCCUGUACAGUGUUUAUAUGAUCUGAACUCCUUACACAUAACAAUGUGUAUAUUAACCCCAUUAUGGACUUGAAGAUUAAAAAAUAUAUAAAACCUGUUUACUGCAAAGACCAGAAUCUUGACAUUGCUAUUUAGCAAUAUUUAAGUACUCCAUUUUAAUGCUAAGGAAGACCUUGUCCUCGCAACACACAACUGGCCAAUAGUAAAUUAUGCAGUUAUGUUCAGGUUAAACCAACAAUGUUUGCAUUUAUAUGCUUUUUCCCUGUCUAAACUAAUAAAAAUCAACAUUGCCUGAAUGUCUCAAUAAUAAAACACAUCCCUGUUUAAAAAUAUGUAAUGGAUGAAGAAGAAAAAAUAAAGGUAGUUUUUUUA
Varanus komodoensis (Komodo dragon) is the source of this 4999-nucleotide messenger RNA. RefSeq names its product casein kinase 1 gamma 3 (gene CSNK1G3). Gene Ontology annotation, molecular function: protein serine/threonine kinase activity; ATP binding. Gene Ontology annotation, cellular component: plasma membrane; cytoplasm; nucleus. The coding region runs from base 1302 to 2672 and encodes 456 amino acids. Gene Ontology annotation, biological process: peptidyl-serine phosphorylation; endocytosis; signal transduction. The transcript is spliced from 13 exons. Lineage: Eukaryota; Metazoa; Chordata; Lepidosauria; Squamata; Varanidae. The record is from RefSeq and is a predicted model, not a curated record.